Messenger RNA from Penicillium maclennaniae, 1074 nucleotides. RefSeq names its product putative pre-rRNA processing protein (gene rrp36). Lineage: Eukaryota; Fungi; Ascomycota; Eurotiomycetes; Eurotiales; Aspergillaceae. Gene Ontology annotation, cellular component: 90S preribosome; nucleolus. Gene Ontology annotation, biological process: maturation of SSU-rRNA from tricistronic rRNA transcript (SSU-rRNA, 5.8S rRNA, LSU-rRNA). The transcript is spliced from 2 exons. The record is from RefSeq and is a predicted model, not a curated record. The coding region runs from base 1 to 1074 and encodes 357 amino acids.
AUGGCUAUCUCCGAUAUUCUGAACCGCCGGGUGCGGGCACGACCUGCCGAUGAUGAUGAUGACUACUUGGAGCAGUCCGAUGCUGCCAAGGAGGUCUCUCAAGAUGACGGUGAAGGAGAGGAAGACUCCGAUGCCGAGUCCAAAUCCGAAGAAAGCUCGGAGAAAUCCAAUCUUUCAGAAGAUGACGACUCUGAUGGCUCAAAUAGUGUCGCCGAAGAUGAGGAAGAAUCCUCAGAAGACGAAGACGACGACAUUAAAGCCUCUCUAAGCAACAUUUCCUUUGGCGCCCUCGCCAAAGCCCAAGCCUCAAUGGGCCCCAAAAAACGCAAAGAAAAAGCCUCCAAAGAAGACGCUGCGCCAGUUGAUGAUAUCCGCGCCCGCAUCCUCGAAGCCCGCGAACAAAAGCGCCUCGCUGCCGAGAAAAGCGAAUCCAAAGAUAAAAAGGACAAGAAAGCCGCGCGCGCCAAUAAGCAUGCGCCCAUGGAACAAUCAUCUAAGCGCGCCGUCUCCCGUCGACUAGUUGUCGUCGAGCCUCCAUCGCACGCUAAAGCACGGGAUCCACGCUUUGACGCAGCUGUCAUGGGACAUUCGGGCAAAGGCAAGAAUCCAGAACUCGCGGACAAGGCCUAUGCUUUCCUGGAUGACUAUAGGCUUUCUGAAUUGAAGGAAAUGAAGGCUGAGAUGGCGCGGACGAAGAAUCCAGAGCAGAAGGAGGCGUUGAAGAGGCAGAUUCUGUCCGCGAGUGAUCGGAUGAAGAGCAUGGAAAAUCGGAAGAGGGAGAGGAAGGUACAGCUGGAGCAUAAGCAGAAGGAGAAGCAGAUGUUGAGGGAGGGCAAGAAGAGUACGCCUUAUUUCUUGAAGAAGUCGGAUUUGAAGAAGCAGGUGAUGCAGAAGAAGUACGAGGAGAUGGGAUCGAGAGAUCGGGCUAGGGCUUUGGAGCGGAGGAGGAAGAAGAUUGCGUCUAAGGAGAGGAAGGAGAUGCCCUGGGAGAGAAGGGGAGCUGAGGAUUCUGGGUCCGGUUUUGGUGGUGGUGGUGGUGGUGGUGGACCUCCUAAGCGCAGACGGCUUGAUUAG